Molecule: messenger RNA, 5550 nt
Organism: Neodiprion virginianus
Lineage: Eukaryota; Metazoa; Arthropoda; Insecta; Hymenoptera; Diprionidae
Product: ankyrin repeat domain-containing protein 54-like
Exons: 4
Coding region: 2-1066 (354 amino acids)
Molecular function (GO): protein binding
Source: RefSeq, a predicted model, not a curated record
AAUGACGUCGGUCGACUCCGGGGUUGAGACUGGUAACGAUUCGAACGACAGCUCGGUCACCCACGAAAGCAACGUCUCCGCGAAUUUCAACUCUCCCCAGGGAUCAAAUGCUGGUAACAACAACGCGGGCAGUCAGUUUUCCAAUGUUGAAGUUGGACCGUCCCGACCUCUGGGUUUACCCAUCGCUUCGAUUUGCCCUGGUUUAAACACCAAUGCUGAUGGUCAAGGUACUUCGAAACCGAGCACCUCAGGACCUUUGGUAUUGCACGCCAAUGCCGAGCCUACAAAGGUUUUGGAGUUUCGCAUACCACCGAUGUACAUAGAGCCUCUUUAUGGAGCGAAUGGUCAACUGCUCAGUACAACGAUGGAGAUUUUGAAAACAAGUAUGCUUUGGUCUCCGCAACGGGCAGGAUCAACAUACCAUAGGAAAAUGAAACUGCAUGCCAUGCAGCGCAAAUCGAAGUUCAGGAUGAAAACGUGGCAGGAGUUUCAAGGGCCUCUCGACGAAAGGAAGAUGAGGCUGGCAGCUGCAACAAACAACAUUGAACUGAUGAGACGACUGUUAACAAGUGGUGUCUAUCCCAAUAAUCACGAUGAACAGGGAAGAUCCCCUCUCCACUUAGCAUCAUCCAGGGGUUACACGGACGUCGUGCGUCUAUUAUUGGAACACGGCGCGGAUCCGAAUCAGCGUGAUUGUCUCGGAAACACGCCUCUUCACUUGGCUGCGGUGACGAGUAAAAUAGCAGUAGUAACACUCUUGCUGAAAGCAGGAACGGACGUUCUCUCAUCUGACCAGCACGGGCACAACCCCCUUCAAUUAGCGCAGACAAAGUUGAGAUUAUUGCAAAGCUUCAAAGGUUCGGACAUGAAUAAGAUCAAAGAAGAAGUGCACAACGUGGUCGGCAUGCUGCUCGCCUAUUUGCAGAGGCAAAAAGAUGCCAGAGAACAGGUCGAGGCUCUCAGCACAUUCUGUUCCCGACUAUCUCUGUCCAAUACUUCGGAUGAAAUUCAAGGCGACGUCAGGGACUUAUUGGCUAACAUAGAUUCUCUCAGUCUUGCAAGUUAGAAAAAGGAUAAAUGAGACAAGUUGAAAUUGAAAAUUUUGGAUUCCGAUGUAUAUCUAUUUUAGUAUUCUAUACGUAUAUUAACGGUGUACUGAGUUUAGAGUCUGAAGAAAAGAAAAAAGAUGACAAAACGUAUGUAAAGCAAAAAAGAAACGAAACAAUUCCGUCGAUAUUAAAUAAUUUGGAUUGAAUAGUAACUAGAAAUUGUUGAAACUUUUAACGUUAAUCUAAUAUUUGUUCUAAUUUACCGUAUGUGCAAAUCGUCAAAUACGUAUAGAGCUUUGGAAAAUACAGGGUGGAUAUGAAAAGAGUCGUUUUUGAAUUUUUUUUUUUACACUUGUAACUAUGUGUGUGGUAUACUCCGCCCAGCUGUUUAUUACAGGUUUUUUUUCUAAUAAACUCUAGCUACCAUUUAUUACAGACAAAAUUUAAACAAAGAAAAAUAUUGAAAAAUGGCUGACCGAGUCUGUAAUUAAUCCACGUCGCACGAUUAAAACUUGGACUAAAUUGUGCGCCUACAAUAUAAUAUACUUUGCAACCGAUACAUGCUAGUUGCAAAUUUUGAAUAAUUUUUAUAUGAGGUUUAAACUCGACAAGAUGGUCAAUUCGAUAUUAUUGAAUUUAUAGACAUGUGUAGGCUUUAGCGAUGUAUUUAUAAUCGCAUUGUCUAAGAAUUGAUCAUAUUGAAAUUCAUUUUCGUUUUCGCUUUGUUUUUCUUUUGAUUUACACGGUGAAAACUUGAAUUUACAUAUAAUAAUGCAUGAAAUUUCUUGAAAGGAUGGUUUGAAUAUAGUUAUAGUUUUUAGAAUUAAAGAGAAAAGAAUUAGUAUCGUUUUUUGCUAAUCGGAUUUAGUGAUAUGAAUUUUCCUUAGUGAUGAGAAGAGCAGACUGUGAAAAUUUGUGCAAAUGUCAAUCUCAUUUAACUUUGAUAGCUUAUAGGCAAGCUAUUGUUGAGAGCUUUAGAGCAAUACUUGAAUUUUUCAAAGAACAACAGUUAAGUGAACCGUAAUUAGCCUGCAAUCAGUUGCAUCUUGGGAACUGAGGAUUGUAAAGAUAUUUUUUUUUUUAUCGGUUUAUCGUUCAUAUUUCAUACGAAUUUUGGAGAAUCCAACUAUGAAAUAUCUGAAAAAAUCACAGGUAUUCUCAACACGGAUUAUUCGCUCACGACGGAAUGGAUAAGAUUUUAGGAUUUAUCGUCGCGUAGACGUGAGAAUCGACUGACUUCAUGUAAAUCGUUGUACAAACUGAAUAACAAUUAUAAAAUUAAACAAUGAAUGAAAAAAAAAGAAGUAGAUAAAUCGUUAUGAAUCUAGGUAGAGAAUCGUACGCGAUUAACUCGUGAUCAUAUUGGUUUUAGAGAACAGUUUAACUCGAAAACUUGAAGUAGUAUCAUUUGCGUAAUUGUAUGAACUUGUAGUUGCGUGAUAAAGUGUUGAAAUCGUACAUUUCGCUAUCAAUUAUCAAUGUGUGUGAUUUAAGCAAUUCAUAUCCUAGCCCUACUACCUACUAAAAAUUCCCAAAUUCUCCCCAUAUUCAAUACCUACAAUGUUUAAUUUAUAAAAUUAAUAUGAAUUACGGGUGGUGUCAAGUUGACAAGUUUGAUAAAAAUUUUUUCGAUUUUAUAAAAGUUAUCUUACAAUAGAGCAAGCAUGCCUAGCCUUCUUUGGCUAAUUUAAUGACCAAAGGUGAAAAGUUUUUGCUCCAACUUACAUAACACGCAUCUAUGAAAAGUUAAAAAACCGCAGUUGCCGAUUAUAUGUGCCGUUUUUCACUCGCACGUCCGUGUCUUUGUAGUAGGUACGCAGUUUAUUUUUCGAACAUGUAAUCUUAUAUGUAAGUUAAGUAUCUUUAAUUAAGUCAUUAUCCGAAGGAGUUGCAGUUUUCAUUUUUAUUUUUUUUUUCUCGUUUUUAAUAUCAGCCUAUCUGUAUACGUAUAUGAUAAUUGACGAUUUUGCUCAUUAUUGUUAUGUAUUACUGUUGCAGCAGUCAGCUUCAUUUUUUUUUAUUAAGAUCAUUGAGUUGUAUAUAAUUAUUUGAUUGUUUGUUUUUAUUUUAAUCAAUAUUCUUCUUUCAAAAGAUGUACAUAACUGAUGUAGUAUGAUCAAUGCAUCAUUUGUACAUAUAAUACUAUAUUCUAUACUGUACUGAGAUAUUACACGCAUAUAAUUAUACGAUAACUACCGUUAUUAAGAAAUAACUGAAUAUAAUUAUAUAUAAAUAUGUGUAGUAUCUUGUGUAAACUUCAACGAGCCUGAUGAUACUUUUAUCGAUAAAGAAAAAAAAAUUUUUACGCUGUAAUUCUUAUAAAAUUAUUCUCAUAAUUAAUUGAACUGAAAAUACAGAUAAACGUCUUACUUCUCAAUAAAGUGAUACGAACGUUUUAUUGGAAAAUUGUAAUUUUGUUCUCUGUGUAAUCUUCUGAAAACUUAACAAAAAAUGUUAAGUUGUUCUGAAAAACCUUGAAUAAUGAAUUUAGAUGAAUGAUAAAAGCGCGACAGCUUGAAUAAUUUUCACCGCUCGACGAUACUAAAGUGAAAAUUGUUUUAUGCUGUCGUCAAUGACAUAAUGUCCGGGCAGUUACUCAAGGAAAAGGAGAAAUAUAAGAAGUUGCAGUGUUUCUAAAAACACUAGUAAACUGUACAAUAAUAUAAUAAAUUCAUAAUUUUUAUUAAUACAACUAAUAUUUUAGUAAUAAUUGCCGUAACAUUAAAAUGAAGUGCCUGGAUGGCAUUGUUUUACAAUUAUCAUUGACCAUUCUCGUACUAGUCGUUUAACAAAAAAUACAAUAAAAAAUAGUAACAAUAAUAAAUGUAUAAAUUGACGAACGUGGUUUUCCAGUGCAUUAUGAAAUUGAUUAAAAAGAAAAAAGAUACAAGAGACAAUCCAAGCACCAAAUUUAAAUUUAACUUACAAUCGUUAAUUAUAUAUAGACUCAUAGUUUGUCUCGUAAUUUUUGGUAAAGCUAAAGUUUCAUAUCACGCUUAGUUCCCGUUACAGCAGAGAGUGAAGCAAAAAAAAAAAAAAUCACUACGGCUAGACUAUAUCCGCAAAAUUUUCGCACAUAUAAGAAGUUGACUAUUAUUUCAAUACUCAUUCAACUCGCUAUUUAAUCCGUGGAAGAGGAUUGAUUGAAUUUACUAUUUUGCUUUUCCUGCCAAAGUAACAUUAGAUUAAUUGCCUUUUGACGUUUUAAUUGGCACGAAAUUUAUGUAUCCGAAUAUCAUACUAAUCACUUUGCGAUGUCGCCACAUGUAUAUAUAAUCUAUUUACAUAAAAAAUUGAUUAAAAACAAACAAGAAAUAAGAUUUAAAAAAACAAAUAUUCAACUCCAACCGUAGCUUAAAUAAUUCGUCUGCAGCCGUUAAUUGAUGAAAUGACGGAAUUGAAGUAAGUAGGUCCCCUUAACUGGCUGUUGAUAUUUCAUUUAUACAGUAUAGUUUAAUAUGUACACAUCAUAGCUUCGUUUACGAGUUGGAAUUCAAGGGGAAUGGAAAUAAAUAUCAUCGACAACAACAACAACAAUAACAGUGAUUCCGAUACAUAAUUACAAUCGCGAAACACGCUCUCUGGACCUAUUCAAUCACGAAUAUAAUUGCACGCUCCUAUCACAAUUUAACGGUAAUGAUAUCGUGUGCACAAUUGUUUUGACACAUGCGUAAGUAUACUGCUGAUCCUUAUAUUUGUUAUUGAGCUUAAAAUUUUUAUAUUUAGCUGCUUCAUCACGCGUCUCGAACAAUACUCAUAUACAUUUGAAAGACGGCGUUAUAAAUUUUAUAUGAUUUUUUGUAGCCCUUGAAUGAUAAUUUUUUCUGUAAUUUUGUACUAAAAAAAUUCUCGUUAUAAACCAUAACAACAACAAUGGCAACAACAACGCACAGGCAAUGCCCGAAAAUUCUAAUAUGUAUUUUGUGGUGUAAUGAUAUAAUACAAACUUUUAUAAUUUUGUGCAAACUGCAACUAUUAUUAUUAUCAUCAUUAUUAUCAUUAAUCAUGUUAUGCUUUUGUAUCUCUGUUAUUUUUACAUUUUGAAGACAUAUGACACUCGAUUGAAACGUCAUAGGAAAAUUUUUUUUCCCCGAGUACCUCAACAUUUAUUGUAAAUGCAGUUUAUUGUUCUCUGUUGAUUAUACUUUUUUAUUGACCCGUGUAGGUAGAACAUCGCAAAUUUUUUAAACCAAGUUUAUUGAAAUAAGUACUACGGUAUUAAUCUAUGCGUAAUAUCUAAUCAAGUCUACUAGAAAAUUUCACGAACACACGUGGACGCGAUUUCGUAUUAUACUAGAAUCAAUAAUAUAUCGUUGUCUAAAGUAUUAUUUAAAAUUUCGCGAUUCACUAAAUAUAUACACAAUAAUUAGUAUCUUGGAAGUUGAACUAUACCACGCAAUACGUAUUAUAGCUUCGUAAAAAGCAGAAACGACAGAUUGCCAUAUAUUUAAUUUAAAAAAAAAAGGUAUCAAAUAAUUAAAUUAGAUUAUCUAUAUCAUAA